AUGCUUUGGUCUGAUGGAUGCGAAUCAUGGUUCAUUCAUGAUGAAUUACCACAGCGAUGUCAAUUUAUUCGAUCCACACAACAAGAAGUACCCUUUAACUCAACUUCAAAUAUUGAUGAUAAUUUUUCUCAAAAAUAUUUAUCGAAUUGUAUUAAUGUCUCAUCCUCAAUAGUUCAACAAAUGUCAAGCGCGAUUUCUGAUCUUUAUUCUGAAUUCUGUCAGGGCGAUGCUAUAAUAUUUUCGUUAAAACCAACUGAAAUUUUUUCAAACGAGCAAUUUCACUCAAAUAUUAUUCCAUUAGUUUCAUCUGAUAUAACUCUACUCAGUUUUCUAGUUAUUAGUAUCGUAUUUGGCAAUCUUGAUUCUUAUUUAACAUUUUAUAAUGAUACUACGACUAGAUAUUUAGCUAAUAAUAUGAUAUUUUAUCACAUGAAUCACUUUGAAUGGUUUCGAGCUUUAGCUGUACCUUUACAAAAGAAUCUAAUAACAGACUGCUGGUGA
Rotaria sp. Silwood2 is the source of this 501-nucleotide messenger RNA. The record is from the annotation of a GenBank genome assembly. Lineage: Eukaryota; Metazoa; Rotifera; Eurotatoria; Philodinida; Philodinidae.